UGAGUGGUAACCAGUGUGACCUUUAGAGAUGAAGCCAAACAUCUAAUGGAAAAUAUACAAUGUGCCCAUGUUUGUGUUUACGUGCUUAUAUCUGUGUGUUUGUGUGGGUGUAUGUGUGUGUGUGUGUGUGUGUCUGAGAGGGUGUGUGUGUGUGUGUGUGUGUGUGUGUGUGUGUGUGUGUGUGUGUGUGUGUGUGUGUGUGUGUGUGUGUGUGUGUGUGUGUGGGUAUGUAUUUUUCGUUUAUGUCUGUGUCUGUGUCUGAAAGUGUGUGGGUGUGUUUGAGUGUGAGCGUGUGUGAGUGCGUGUGUAUGAACCCCCAUCUAGAAUGUGUGUAUUGCUAUUUGGAGGGUGAGAGGGUAAACAGGCCUUGAUGUGGGUGCAACUUGGGUGCUACUUGUUGUCAGGUGUGUGUGUGUGCGUGUGCGCGUGCAUGCGUGCGUGCGUUUGGUGUGAGUGGACGGGCAGGCGUAGCUGUAAUCCUAAACCUCUAUGUGUGUGUACAGUGGGUUCAGUCGGUGGAGGAGACAGCAGCACUGUCUUCAGGCCCUUGCUGUGUCUCAUUCCCUCUGUCGGCGCGCACAGAGGAGCCCCGCAGCCAUGAACCGCACCGUGGUGAUGUACAUGGAGAUGGGCUGCUUCGUGGUGUGUGUGUUCGGGUGGAUCCUGGUGUGCUCCACCAUGCCCACGGAGAUCUGGACCUGGUCCGAGGUGGACAGCAUCGUGCUGACCACCUCAAACUACUUCUCCAACCUCUGGAAGGACUGCAUCUCCGACUCCACGGGGGUCUCCGACUGCAAGGGGAUCCCGUCGCUGCUGGCGCUGAACUGGGACAUCCACAUGUGCCGCGCGCUGAUCAUCAUCUCCAUCAUCCUGGCCUUCUUCGGCUCCGUCCUCCUCCUGGUGGGGAUGAAGUGCACCAAGAUCGGAGGCUCCGAGAUCGCCAACGCCAGGGUCACGUUCGCUGCCGGGAUGAACUACCUCAUCUCAGGUCUGUGCUCCAUGGUGGCCUUCUCCUUCUACGGGAACAAAAUACGAUCGGAAUUCCAAGACCCGAACUUCAGAGCUCAAAAGUUUGAGAUCGGAGUGGGCGUGUUCAUCGGCUGGGCAGGCUCCACCCUAUUGGUCGUCGGAGGUCUGCUGAUCAGCAUCUUCUCUGGGAUGGAGGGAUGCCAGUCGAGCUCCAAGGCCAAAGGUGUCCCUGACUACAGCGUCCCUGUGGACUACAGAGCUAUCUCGGGCAAGGGGACCUACAUCUCGUCUAUAGGCUCAGCGGGGGACCUGGGGGGGAAGUCCUCCCAGGGUAGCAGUGAAGGAGGCAGGGCCAGCAAAGCCUCCUCUGUUACCAGGAGCAGCAAGACGUACUCCUCCAACGCCUAUGUGUGACCAGGAGAUGAACACAAUGUUAAAGUUUGUUUUAGAUUGUAUUCCGUUGCCUGUGUAUUUAUUGUAUAUAUCCUGCUCUGUUUUUAGAUAUCGGCGAAUAAAAGUCAAGUAAAUAAUAAAGAAUGUUACUAUUA
Messenger RNA from Gadus morhua (Atlantic cod), 1517 nucleotides. Its product is annotated as claudin-10. The coding region runs from base 490 to 1383 and encodes 297 amino acids. Lineage: Eukaryota; Metazoa; Chordata; Actinopteri; Gadiformes; Gadidae. The record is from RefSeq and is a predicted model, not a curated record. Gene Ontology annotation, molecular function: structural molecule activity. Gene Ontology annotation, cellular component: membrane; bicellular tight junction. The transcript has 5 exons.